AUGAUCGAUCAAAAUCGACUCUUUCUCUUCCCGAUUUGGGUUUUAUUUUCUUCGAUUGCUGGAGAGGAUUUCAUUCCCGAAUUCCCGCAUCUAUCACCGAAAAAUCAAACGGAUCAGAUCAGAUAUGGCGGAGAAACGGAUGAACAGAGAUUGCUGUACCAUAUUCUGAAGAACUACGAGAAAGCGGUUCGACCAGUGCGAAACGCGUCGACGCCAGUUGUCGUGAAAUUGGGAAUGACAAUGACGAAUAUUUUUGAUAUGGAUGAGCGAAAUCAAGUGCUAACGAUCAAUGUAUGGUUGGAUCAAGAAUGGGAUGAUGAGCUUUUGCGAUGGAAUCCAUCACAAUUCGGAGGGAUUACGUCGAUUCGUUUACCCUGUGAUCUCAUCUGGUUACCCGAUAUCGUUCUAUACAACAAUGCCGAUGACUACACAGCGGGUUUCAUGCGUUCUCGUGCCAUGGUUCUGCACACGGGCACCGUUUUCUGGCCUCCACCCACUCAGCUGCGAUCAACUUGCAAAAUUGACGUAACCUAUUUCCCAUUCGAUUCUCAGCAUUGCAGUCUCAAAUUUGGCUCAUGGACAUAUCAUGGUUUCCAAGUGGAUAUAACGAAUCGAAGUGUGAAUGUCGAUCUUUCCAACUAUGUUACUUCGGGAGAAUUCGAUCUGGUAGCUGUUUAUCAGAAACGUCGAGUCGUAAAGUACACUUGUUGUCCCGAGCCUUAUCCAGAUCUCACAUUCUACAUUCAUAUCAGAAGAAAGACUCUCUACUACAUGUACAACGUGGUUUUCCCCUGUUUGAUGAUGUCCGUUCUCACUUUAUUAGUCUUUUGGUUGCCACCAGAUUCCGGGGAAAAAAUCGCUUUGGGGAUCACCGUUUUGCUCGCAUUCUCCGUGUUCGUGCUUGCGAUAGCCGAAAAAAUGCCAGAAACCUCUGAUUCAAUGCCAUUGAUCGGUGUUUAUCUGACAGUUGUGAUGGGGAUGACAUCAGUUUCCGUUGUGAUGACCGUUCUUGUGCUCAAUUUCCAUCAUCGAGGUCCUUUCCAUGAUCCGGUACCCCGAUGGGCGAGGGUGCUCGUUUUGGACAAAUUGAGGCGAUUUUUGCGGAUGAAAUUGCCACAUACAGGCUACGGAGACGCAACCCGCGCAACAACAGCCAGCGGCACAACGGGCAUGAUGCGGAGAUUAUCGGUUAGAUUGGCGAUGAAUGAAUUGAAAGGAGAGGUUGUAUCUGAAGUAGCCGGUGAAUCAAACUACUUAUUGCACCGAUAUUUGAACACCGAAAUCCCGAAUGGACACGCAAAAACGGCAACGGAAAGGCAAAUAAAUGGAGAAGUGAUCAAAGAUGGACAGGAGCCGAGAAAUGGAGCCGUGCCGAAAAGUGCCGCAAGAAACAGCGAUGAGCUGAAUGAGAAGCUACUCAAAGCGCUACAGAUUCUCAUCAAGCGACAACAGCUUGAAGAUGACGGCCAAGUGCUUGCAAAUGAAUGGAGACAAGUGGCUCAGGUGAUCGAUCGUCUCCUAUUCUGGAUUUUCUUAAUAGCGACAACCGCGAUUACAACCACUCUAUUGAUCAUUAUCCCCUCCGUUCAUUAUGCAAACGAAACUGGUGAAUUCGAUGAAAAAUUAUAUGGACUUCAU
Messenger RNA from Mesorhabditis belari, 1638 nucleotides. The record is from the annotation of a GenBank genome assembly. Lineage: Eukaryota; Metazoa; Nematoda; Chromadorea; Rhabditida; Rhabditidae.